AUGGGAAAGACAGUGGAACUACUGGCACUAAUCCUCACAAAUGGCCGCGGGGAUAAACAACCAAUGUCUUCUAUUGAGCAAAAGGAAGUUGAAUUGGAUCUGCGAAGUGAUUUUGACAAGGAUGUGGCAGCUACAGUCGAAUAUUUGACGUCUUCUGUUGUAGCUAUGGCUGAUUCUGAGUUUUUGGCUCCUCCCAAAAAGCGUUUUCGAAGCAUCACCGGUUCCAGUGGCAGAGGACAAAGUGUUAUUUGCACUAUCUGUAAGAAACGGCAUCGACUAGCUGAUGUGCACUGGUCGCGAGAUUAUGAGAAGGAUGGGCGAUUAUUCAUUUGUCCACUAUGCAUUGAGAAUAAUAAAAUGGAUUUCGAGGUUUCGACUACCUUGAUAAUUGUACCAGAAUCGCUGUUGCAUCAGUGGUAUGAAGAAAUACGCCGACACUGCAAAGAAGAAGUGAUCAUCGAUGUUUACUAUGGUGUUGGUGCGGAGGGGUAUAAACAUCCGGUAUAUAUGGACACGUGUGAUAUCAUUUUGUGUAGCUACGAAACUCUGCAAAAAGAGAUCUUCUAUGUGCCCUCGGGCUCAGGAGCAAUUGAAUUACGGAAACGUUCCCGGCCAAGCACUCAGAAGUAUCCCAGCCCGCUUCUGGCAGUGAACUUCUUGCGCAUCUGCUUAGAUGAGUCCCAGCUUGUAGAGAGUAAGGUGAAAGCUGCCGCCAAGAUGUGCUCGUUCCUCCGAGGUCGUUACCAUUGGUGUGUUACAGGCACUCCGCUGUCGAAGUCUGUCAAUGAUUUAUACGGGCUUGUAUGCUUUCUUGGACUAUUUCCAUAUUAUAUCGACUCUGUAUGGGAGCAUUAUCUGUUCAACCCAUGGACCACUGGGAAAAGGAAGGCAAUGAUCAAUUUGUUAACGCAAUUGAUGUGGAGAAAUACAAAGAAAGAUGUGGCUGACCAGUUGGAUAACGUCGUCCGCCAAGAUCGCCUUGUCGAGCUAUCCUUCUCACCUAUUGAGGAGAGACUCUAUUCUGCAAAAAUAGAGAAAUCUAAGGAGAAAAUGCGGACAUUAUUAGAUUCUCUGCUUUGCAACAACGAUCCAGAUACACCGCUAAGUUCGCUUCCUUCCGCAACUGUAGAUGCAAUUUUUGCUAUCAUCAAUGAUGUCAGGAUCUCAAUAUUAGCUGGCGAAUCACAUAAACACAAGAAAGAUUUGAAUUGCAUAGCAGACUUUCGCAUGUUCUCGCCUAAGCUUAUAUUUCGGAAACUGUUUGAAGACGCCAGAACUGCCGUUGUGCAACGUCAUCGUGAAAUGGUCGCAAAUCGAAACGCUUUGGCUGGGAUUUAUUUACUUUUGGGAGAAGAACAUCAGGCUCUGGAUUGGUACAAGCAAGCCUAUAGCAUUCAUGAAGAGCAGAAGGAACUCAAUCGUUUGCUUGGUUUGGUGGAGGGAACG
Messenger RNA from Cylicostephanus goldi, 1446 nucleotides. NCBI's taxonomy places the organism in Eukaryota, Metazoa, Nematoda, Chromadorea, Rhabditida, Strongylidae. The record is from the annotation of a GenBank genome assembly.